Messenger RNA from Populus trichocarpa (black cottonwood), 1906 nucleotides. Its product is annotated as ACT domain-containing protein ACR3. The transcript has 7 exons. The record is from RefSeq and is a predicted model, not a curated record. Bases 419 to 1735 code for a protein of 438 amino acids. Lineage: Eukaryota; Viridiplantae; Streptophyta; Magnoliopsida; Malpighiales; Salicaceae.
CCCUCAAAUGCCACGCCAUAUCUCAAGUUUCUGAUUCAGUUCCUUCUCAGUUCUCAGAAAGAAUUCCACUGCCCACUUCCAUUUUUUAGAGGUAGAGGAGGGUUUGCAAGUGCUAUUCCAACGUAGAAAGCAGGGAGUUGAGAAUACAAAAGAACCCUAUUUUAGGCCCACUCACUCCCUCUGUUUCUUUAAUACCCCCCUCUCUUCCUCUUCCUUUUUGGGUUUUAAGGAUGUGAAGUGGCUCUGCUUUUUUCUUUUCUUUUCUUGUGUUGGAAUUUUGGAAGGAAGGAACCAUCAAAGGCUUCGAAAUCCCCAGAACUGCAGAAAUCUUUAAGUUUUCUUGAAUGAAUGGUCAAUCAUUUUGGCCGCAGAUUUCUUGCAAAUCAUUUAAGCACUUUCCUUGUUAAGUGGAUUCCGCAUGAAAAUUGUCAGGUUUCCCUUCCAAAUUUUCUCACCAUUUCUUUCAUCCGGAUUCUGGGCACCACUCAUCAAGUUUCGAAAAAUCUUCUCCUCUUCGGUUGACAGCAUGAACAAACCAGGAAUUCUCCUGGAAGUUGUGCAAGUCCUAACCGAUCUUGACCUCAUUAUCACCAAAGCUUACAUCUCCUCGGAUGGUGGUUGGUUCAUGGAUGUAUUUCAUGUCACUGACCAACAAGGAAAGAAGAUUACAGAUAUUAAAACCAUUGACUACAUAGAGAAGGCUCUAGGACCUAAAAGCCAAGAAGAAGUAACUACUUGGGCAGACAAACGGGUUGGAGUGCACUCUGUUGGUGGGCACACUGCCAUUGAACUCAUUGGCAAGGAUCGCCCUGGUCUUUUAUCUGAAAUCUCAGCCGUCCUUGCCAACCUUCACUUCAAUGUGGUUGCUGCUGAAGUUUGGACCCAUAAUAGUCGGAUAGCAUGUGUUGUCUAUGUCAAUGAUGACACCACAUCUCGUGCUGUAGCUGACCCAACCAGAUUGUCUAUAAUGGAGGACCAGCUCAAGAACAUUCUACGUGGGUGUGAGAAUGAUGAGGCGGGUCGUACUAGUUUCUCCAUGGGGUUUACUCAUGUUGACCGUAGGCUGCACCAAAUGUUGUUUGCCGACAGGGAUUAUGAAGGUGGAAUAGUGGCUACUGAGGUUGAUUAUCCUCCCUCCAUCAAGCCAAAGAUCACAGUUGAGCGUUGUGAGGAUAAAGGAUACUCUGUGGUCACUGUUAGAUGCAAAGACCGUGCGAAGUUAAUGUUUGACAUAGUGUGCACUCUCACAGAUAUGCAAUAUGUUGUUUUUCAUGCUACAAUCUCGUCUGAUGGGCCCCAUGCAUCACAGGAGUACUAUAUUCGUCACAUGGAUGGUUGCGUGCUUGAUACCGAAGGAGAGAAGGAAAGAGUUAUCAAAUGCCUUGAAGCUGCAAUUAGAAGAAGAGUGAGCGAGGGUCUGAGCCUUGAGCUCUGUGCAAAGGAUAGAGUAGGCUUACUAUCUGAAGUUACAAGGAUUCUGCGAGAGAAUGGAUUAGCCGUAUCAAGAGCAGGUGUCAUGACAAUAGGAGAGCAAGCAACGAAUGUUUUCUAUGUAAGAGAUGCUUCUGGGAAUCCGGUGGAUACGAAGAUUAUCGAAGCACUUCGUAAAGAAAUCGGGCACACCAUGAUGCUUAAUGUGAAGAAAACACCUGCUAGUUCCAGAGAACCUGAAGCUAGAGGAUGGGCCAAAACAAGUUUCUUUUUCGGGAACUUGCUGGAAAGGUUCUUGGCAUGAGAACAUUUCUGUAUUGCUGUCACAGAAAUAAUGAACUGUACAGGACAAUAAACCUCUUCAUUACCAAAGCAUGAACUAUGGACAGGGCUUGCACUAGACUUUGUUCAAUAUUCAAAGAAUAAAUAUUGCAAGCUAAUGAAGUUCGAACCUUCGGUUGGAAAAGGACAGAAA